Cygnus olor (mute swan) is the source of this 3905-nucleotide messenger RNA. Its product is annotated as CMP-N-acetylneuraminate-beta-galactosamide-alpha-2,3-sialyltransferase 2-like. The transcript has 7 exons. Gene Ontology annotation, molecular function: beta-galactoside (CMP) alpha-2,3-sialyltransferase activity. Bases 1061 to 2113 code for a protein of 350 amino acids. The record is from RefSeq and is a predicted model, not a curated record. NCBI's taxonomy places the organism in Eukaryota, Metazoa, Chordata, Aves, Anseriformes, Anatidae.
GAGUGAGGCCAGGGACAGGUCUAUAGGCUGCUGGUACGCCCCAGUACCAUGGCUGCACUGCACUUCUGGGUGUGGGGCGUUUCAGCUGCCACAGGGGUGUGGGUGGCCCUGCUGCAGAGGUCCCGUCAGCAGAGCGGGGGCUGUGUGAGACUGCUUGUCCCUGCCCCCCACUCCACAGGGCCCUGCCCCAAGCCUCUUGCCUGCGAGGGGUGACUGCAAAAAGCUUCAUGAACUAGUCACGGUGCUGCCUGAUUCCCCUGGCUCUGGGCUUAAUGGAGCUGCUGGCACUGACUGUGUGGCCCUCAGCCAGAGCAUCCUCCCUCAGGGGCUGCGGGUUAAUAAACCCAAGACUGCAAGCUCCUGAACCAGCUUCCCUCCUUCCCUGGGUGACUGCAGGCCUGGCAGGCGUGUCGGAGGGAUGCUCUGUGCCUCCAUCACAGCUGCUGCUGGGGGGGGGGCACAAGCUGACAUCGCAGGCUCGGCACUGGGGAGUCUUUGGGGUGCAGAGCUGCCAUUUCACGGCCAGCUGUGAGGCUGCACUUCCUGCACAGCCGUGGCUGCGCUUCCGGAGUGCUGGUAGUGGCUUGUGCGCACUUCCCCUUGAGAAGUAGCAUUUCAGUUGCCCGUGGAAGGACCGGCAGGGAGUGACUGCCCAGGACCAGCCAAAUCUCCCACCUCUGCUCUUGGCUCAGACACCUAGGAGGAGCGGUUUUGCCAUCGGGGGCACAUUGCGCAGGUCCAUUUUUGGGCAGCUGGCUGGACACCACGGAGAGCAGGUAUGUCUGUGCUGCAGAAAAUGGUUAUUGUGGAGACAUGAAGCCAGUGGUCACCCGUGGUCCUGUCUCUGGCCUGGAUUUGCCAGCAAGGAGGGGGCUGUGGGGAGCACAGAAGCCCUCCCCCCCCCCGUGAGGGGCAGGAGUGGGUCCCUGUCCUUCAGCUUUCCCAGUGCAGUGGUGAACCCCCAACCUGCUGCUCUUGACACCAAGGCAGAGGCUGCGCCGCUGUCCUGCUCGUGCACUCACGUGGCUGCCUUGGCCCAUGGAGUCAGGUGGCAUGAGGGAUGCAGUGCCGGAAGCGCACGCAGGUGGUGCUGGCCCUGUGCCUGCUGCUCGUGCUGUGGCAGUCUUUCCAAGCCUCCAUUUCUGGCCUUGGCCACCUUCUGUUCACUCCCUCCCUCUUCGCUGCCCAUCGCCCACUCCAGCCCACCGCCCGCUGCUCCCCCAGCACCAACACCUCUGCCUGGUUCAACGCUCACUACAACACCGCCGUGGGGCCCCUGCUGACAGGCGCAGCCCACGAGCUCUCCCCGGAUGUGGUUCAGUGGUGGCUGACCCUGCAGGGCCCCCCCAGCAGCACCCAGCUCCAGGCCAUAAUCCAGGAGCUUUUCACCGUCCUUCCGGCCCCGAAGGGAAGCGUGUGGGACCCAUCCCAAUGCAGGCGCUGCGCUGUGGUGGGCAACUCAGGGCGGCUGAAGGGGUCCCGCCAUGGCCCACGGAUUGAUGCCCACGACUGGGUGCUGAGGAUGAACAGAGCCAAGACAGCAGGCUUUGAAAUGGAUGUUGGCACGAGGACAACCCAUCACUUCAUGUACCCAGAGAGUGCGAUGAACCUCUGGCCUGGCGUCCACCUUGUCCUAGUGCCCUUUAAGCCUCUGGACCUGAAGUGGGUGACCAGUGCCUUCUCCACAGGAGAGCUCUCACACACCUACGUGAGAGUGAAACAGUUCAUCAAAGCUGACAGAAACAAGGUGCUGAUCCUGAACCCGGCUUUCCUCAAGUACAUCCAUGAGACCUGGCUGCAGGGCCACGGCAGGUAUCCCUCCACUGGCUUCACAGCGCUGCUCUUUGCCUUGCACACCUGCCAACAGGCCCUGGUGCUCUGUGCCCAGAGAGGGCUUCUCCCACUCUGCAGUGAUGCCUCUGCAAAAGGGGGAGGCAGGCACUUGCUGCAGGCUCUUGGGCAGACCGAGUGCCCACGCAGCAAUGGCUCUGCUGGCCUGCCCGCAGGUCUCUGUGUUUGGCUUUGGAGCAGACAGCAAAGGGAACUGGCAUCACUACUGGGAAGAAAACCGUUGGUCUGGAGCCUUUCGCAGGACGAGGGUCCACGACGCUGAUGUUGAAUUCAGCCUCAUCCAGAGACUGGCAGCUGAAGGCAGAAUUUUAUUCUACAAAUGACAUAUCCAAGAAACUGAAGCCAAGCUGUUAGCACAAGAACUGGCUGCUGGCAGCUGGCGCAGCUCUGUAGCUUGCUUCUCCCCUGCGCUGCUGUGUGCCUGGGCUGGCCGUUGCACCUGGCCAGGGGUCUUGGUGCUGGUGCUGGGCCCACCAGCUUGGCUCCGCAAGCACGAGUGGCAGUGGGAGCUCAGUUUAGCCAGGAGGAUGUUUUCUGCAGGUCCAGGUCUUCACCAACCAGGACACCAAGGGGCAGAAGUGGGGCUCACUGCCUGCUUUCAGAGCUCUAAGACUGCGUGGGUUACGUCCCAGGGAGGUUGCAACUGUGGCCAUGUUCACGCAGCCGGCUGUGCCAAUGCAUCUGUCCAUGUGCUGGGGCUGAAAUUUGCCCCCACUGAUGGCUUUGGGGGAGGUUUAUUGCUGUUCUUUGGGCAGGCAGAGAGGGGCAUCUUCCCUUCCUGUUUUUUUUUUUUAUAACUAAGGAGUAUUUUCAUAUUGUAUCAAAGGAGACUAAGACAUGAAAAAAAUCAAGUAUGGUAAGUCUGAAUACAGCAGACUUAAGUACAGCUGAAAUGAUCAUAUGUUGAAUAAACUUUGAAAGCACACGUGGAGCUAUUAUUUGUUUUACUGUACUGCUCUAAAAAGACAGUGCACUUGAUCUCAGCCCUUUUCUGUACAAAAAGAUCACAGACCCUGAAGCCUGAGCUCCAUGAAAUAGGUUUCCUCCUCCAGAGCAAGAUUAGCAGAAGCUGCAAUUGCUGGCGCUCUGCCUCCCUGACCAGGGACAGAAGCAAGCACCUCCCCACGCUCCAUUUUUUGCUGAUGCACUGGAACACACACUCCCUGUUUUGCAAGCAGGCUGCUAAAUUCAAAAGCUUUAGCCACUCAGUCCAAGCAGAUUCUUUUAAAGCAGCUGCAAAGAAAUAGUUUUUCAAAUGUCUUCUGAGAAACAUGCCAAGCAUGGGACUACUCAGACCCCUGCUACUCAUUCUGCUCCGCAGAGUGCAGUGACCAACACAGCAGCUUGCCAUUUCCUUUCAGUCACAAACAUGAAUGUCCUUGAAUCAGACCAAGCUUUGUCAUUGUUACAUCAUAUUAGUAACUUGGAAAGUCACCAGAUCUCAACUGCUCAUCAGCUUCCAUUUUAUAGCAGAAACCUGUUAUCAUCCCUGAUCUAACCAUUAGCUUCACCUAAUUUCUGCCUCUCCAGGUAGAAUCCCCAUUUCUCUGCAAGUUUUGCUUCUCCUUUAAGGAUCCCUCAGCACUUUCUAUGCAAACACAGUACAAUUAAACUGCCAUCUCUCUGCUCUAUCCCCUGUCUGCAAACCAGAUGUUGCUCUCUGUUAUCUGGGCCCCCAGAGAAUGCAAGUCUUGCACUUACCCUGCCCGUCGCCUUCCUUGUGUCUUCUCCAGGUGCUAAGCAGUGCUCUGUGUGAUGCUCUCCAUUGGUUUUCUGAGGUUUACAAGUAACUGGCUUUCUUGCCAAAGUCAAGUGAUUAGCUGCUUUAACAGUGAGUUAAACUCUUACUAUGUUAUUUCCAUUUAUUUUCACACUCUUGAUUAUUCUUUCAAAUUUAGUUACAAACCUGUGUGCUCUGAUGAGUGACUGAAGGGCCUAGAGCAGUUCAGCUCACUUUCUGUUCCCAGUAACACAGAUACUAUCUUCCCUUCUCACGCUGCAGUAGAACAAUAUGACCCUGACCUGACGGACUUAUUAAAUAUCCUUGUUUCAAA